This is a messenger RNA of Diabrotica balteata, 1598 nucleotides long. Lineage: Eukaryota; Metazoa; Arthropoda; Insecta; Coleoptera; Chrysomelidae. The record is from the annotation of a GenBank genome assembly.
GCAACCCAACAAACCUGAUGCAAUGAAAUUCUCAAAAUCUCAAAAUUGUCAGAUACGGGAUAUUGCAGUUAGGCCAUCGAAAAGCAAAGGGUUGAGUUUAUUGAAUGAGGGUCUAUGUUUUUUCAGUUUUUUGGUACAUACUCGGGUAAAAGGUUAAGGAUUUUGUAAAUCCCGUAAUUUGUAAUUUUUAGAAAACUGUAAGAACAGUACCUAAGUAAACAAUAAAUUUUAAAAAUAUGGAGACAGCCGAAAUAGCCACUGAAUCUGAAAAACCUAAUAGUUUAGAAAGUUAUUUUAAAAACAUUAUAGAUGGUAAAAAAAUAGAGACUGACACAAAUAAACUUAAUGAAAUACUAGAAAAAAGCAUUGAUCUAAACCUUAUUGGUAUGAAUCCCAAAUUGAAGUUUAUUUUACCCUACAUGUUGGUUCACUAUAUAAAAAUUUGGCCUGGUUGGAAAAAGGCAUCCCAGUAUCACCAAAAACGGAUAUCAUUCGAGAAUUGGUACGUGAAGUUUAAGGAAUACCUUAUAUACAAAAUAAACUUUAUGAUAAAAAAUGACUUUGAGAAAUCAUUAGCUAUGAUUCGGUACAAUACUUCUUGCCUGUUGGAUGAGAGGAAAGUCACUAAAUGUGAUAAUAGUACACAGACUUCUUCUAAUGUAGACAAAACUACAGCUCCAUUUACAAUAGAAAUCAGUGGUCCAGCAAAGGUUCUUAAUUCUUUGAUAUUUUGUGAGGGAGUGGAAGACACCAUAUUUGUCAAAGAGUAUACAGUACCUAACGCAUGGGGUGAUCAGUUAAGUAUAAGACAACUUACAAACUGGCCAUUUGUUGAAGUGAACUUUCACUCGGAAUAUCUCCAUUUCAAAAGAACCAAUAAGCAUGACUACAUACGAUGCCUUACUUUUAAUACAGAAAAAAUAACUUUUAAGAGAACUGACUCCUUUAUUGAAGAAAUUAACAUAAUUGAUGAAAAUUCUACUAGGCAAGCAUAUACAUUAAAUGCUGUUAAAGAAUAUUGCACUGCAUACAUUAGUACAUUGAAGAAAAGAAAUGACAUAUUGAAUUGGGGCGGAACAAGUUUUGAUGAAGUUAAGGUUAUUAUAGAAGACUUUAUCCUAGAUAUAUUCGCCUUAGGUUUUAACAGUAUCGCUACAAAUACGUCAGUAUUAUACAAUAUCGGAAACUCGGUAUACGCCAGAAAUAAAUGUAUCAAAACUAGUGACCAAUCUAUAUGUUUUGGAGAAUGCCUAACUCCAAAACUUUGUCUCUCUCUACAUGCCUUCACUGCAAUAAAGGAUGCCAGUAUAACUACUUUCGAUAAUCUGUUUCUAAACAACGAUACAUUACUACCGACGAUUACAUAUCGAUGCACUUAUUGUAAUGUAUCAUACAACAAUUCAAAAGAUCUGUGGAACCAUUUCAAAGGAGCUCAUGUCAUGGAACAACCAGUAUUAUGUAUCAAAUGUAAAUUACAGAUUAAGAUUGACAAGCUGACGGAUAACCGUUGGCACCACCAAUGCAGUAAAAAAGUAGAUACAUCAAAAGACAGCACUUCUUCGUCAGCAAAAGCUUAGAGAAAACUUUGAAUUUUUUGU